AUGUCCUUGAAGUCCAGCGACGACCCCUCAAAAUAUAUAUCAGUUCAGCAAACCCUAGUUGAGCCCAUCGUCAACGCCAUCCGGGUACCGGAUUUCAAAGUCGAAUGUCCUAUCAAAUCCUCUCGCAUAUGGAGCGCCCUCACCGCUCACCCCGAAGAUUUCUCGCACAAGCGCGACGUGCUCAUCGGUGGCGACGCGCUGACCUUUUGUAUGACGGUCGCACUGCAAGGCUGUUUUCCUCGCUCAGCUAAGCUCAUAAACAUCUUCCGCAAAGCCCUCCUCUCCAAAGAAGUCCUCGCCGAGCUUCUGUACAAGAUGGACCCUACUGGUUCACGCCGCCACGACAUUGCCGCAGCGCACGACAUUCUCAAAGCCGCCAUCGGACACGUCUUCAAUAAGCAAGGUCCGGAUGCCAUUCUUUGUUGGAUGUUUCGUACCUUCAAAGAUCUCAUAGUCGAGGCGAUGCAUACUAUGAGGGAAUGUCUGAAAGACGGGUCUCUGAGGCUGUGGUUGGAUCUAGAAGAAGUCAAAGCGUUGCACGGUGGCGUUUGCCCGCCCGAAAGAGAAUCGGAGAAGUCGGUGGAAAAGGACCUUGAAGAGGAUAUUGGGCUUCCAUACGACUAA
Messenger RNA from Stereum hirsutum FP-91666 SS1, 624 nucleotides. RefSeq lists its product as uncharacterized. The transcript is spliced from 4 exons. The record is from RefSeq and is a predicted model, not a curated record. Lineage: Eukaryota; Fungi; Basidiomycota; Agaricomycetes; Russulales; Stereaceae. The coding region runs from base 1 to 624 and encodes 207 amino acids.